GAGGGGAGGAGAGAGGAGGGUCGCCGUGUUUUCACUGUUUUCUCUUAAAAAAACAAAAAAAAAAACAAAAAAGAAAACUUCCAGCGAAGACUUGCAGAGGAGCAGGAAUCGGUCCGGGAGGAGAUGGGAGCUGUCUGAGAGGGUUUGCGGGGAUUUGCGCUCCGGGAGGAGGAACGCCAGCGGAGCCGCCGAGGACUAUGUAGGAAUUCCCGACCGAAGUCAUGGGUUCAGAGGCGAUGGAGGACUGUGUCCAGGGGGCGCUGUCCUCACUUUAUCCCCCGUUUGAGAGCACGGCCCCGCCGCUCCUGUCACAGGUCUUCUCAGUCUUGGAGUCGACGUAUCAACACGACAGUCUCCGCUACCUCCUGGAUUACUUCGUACCGGCCAAACACCUCCUGCACAAGCUCCAGCAGCACGCCUGCUCUCAGUAUCUGGGCUGCUUGUUUCUGCACUCCGGCUGGCCUCUCUGUCUGGGCGAGAAGGUGGUGGUCCAGCUCUCCACCUUGGAUUGGAGGCUCCUGCGCAGUAAUGACUUCUACCUGCAGGUGGUGCCUUUCUCUACGCGGUGCCCCAGGCUGGCCCUGAAGUGUCUGGCCCCUGGUGGACGCACCGUUCAGGAAAUCUUGGUGCCCGAGUCACAACAUCCGCUGGUGUUCACCAGCGAGUGGCUGCACAGCGUCAACAAAGAACGGGGUCACAAGAGGGAAGUUGGUGGGGGACUGGACACCUGCCUGGUCAGUACAUGUGACGGCGUGGUUAGGCUUCCUUGGAAAGAGGUUGUUUAUCCGAAGUUCAUCCACGACCCGUCUGAGGAGCUGGGCCUCAUGUCUAACAAUGAAGACCUCAUUUCUAACCGGCUGCCCAGUGAAGGGGGCAGCAGCCUCGGGGGCUGGGGCGGAUCGUCGUCUGGAGAGCUGGACUCCUGGUCCUGGGAUGAGGAAGAAGACGAGGAUCUGCCGCCGGAUGGUUUGGACUGCGAUCCCGCCAUCCACCGACGAAGGCGCAGUGAAGACGGGCUCGGGCGGACGGCGAGGCACCCUCAGCUCGAUGGGGAUUAUGUGGAGCUUUUGGAGCCCAGAGGCGGCCCUGAUGGAGGGGUGGACCCGAGGCAGAGGUACCUGGAGAUGCAUGGCAUCUGUAAGACCAAGACGUUGCCGUUGUGCAGGAGAAGUAAGGCCAUCAAGCUCCGUAAGGGUAAAGCUUGGGGAUAUGCAAAAAUGGAGCGGUCCGGGAGCUUUCGGAAUCUCCUGGCUACCAGAGGGGAUGGUUCGACUCCGAAGGGGGAUGUGGUGCCAACUCGGCCUCUUCCGGGACCUCCUGAACCCAGCAGGGGGAGGCGGUCUUACUCCUCCUCCGUUCAUGACUCGGAUGACGGAGAGAAGCCAAGCAGAGACUCUGACGGACGAGAGAGCCACCGGCUUUAUGGUGACGAGCUGUUCAAAGAGCGGCGGCCCGGCGUGGGGCGAGAGCGAGACAGCGGUGGCCUCACUCAGCCGUGCAGAGACGAUCAGAAAAGUAAAGACCUCAAGAGUAGCGACAGUUCGGUGGCGACUGAAGCCCCUGACGUAGCCAACCCGAAAGCUGGACAUGUAAUAGAGGGCCACUCAGACCACGGAUCUCAUUCAGACUCUGUUUUUGAAGACACUGAUAAACCACUGAGUGGAGACAGCGAUGCUACCACCCCAACGUCAGACGCACCAGAGAGACCCUUCACUGGAGUCCCAGAGGAAUGUACGAACAAUGACUCUAAGAUGAAGAGUUCAGUAACCCCGAAGGGUCCAGACGAGAAAGAGGAAGGAAAGCUGGAGGAGAGAGCGUGUCCCAGAGGAAAAGAAGUGAAAACAGCAGGAUUCAGAGCGCCGCGGAGGAAAAGGAAGGGAAAGGGGGCCAAGGGGAGGGCUCGGUCUGGCGGCCGUGCAAACCAGAAGGGCUCGAAACCACAGGGUAAGGGUCCUCAACCCAGCCCCACCACCUGCUCUGCUCCCGCCAAGCUGGAAACCACUGAGGAGAAGGAGCCGGAGAAAUCACGUCCGGCCGACGAGCCCGACGGAGCAUCGGCAGCGACCAAUCAGAGCACCGACGGCACGAAGGGCAGCAACGCAGAAACGGAAGUAGAAUCUUUGCCCGUGUGUAACGGUGAGACGAGCACAGCUGUCUUUAACCACUCUAAUGAGGACUCCGGCUCGGCGGAGAGCUGCCCCGACCAUCAGAACGGUCUGCUGUCCAAAGAGCCUGCCCUGCUGCGAGAACUCGACACAACCCUGCUCCAGUCAGGAAAACUCAAGCUGACAGGUACGGUGGACAGGCUGGGCCGGGCGCUGGUUUUCACCGAGGCCGACGCGUCCGAGGAGGGUUUCAGCGCGGAGGAGAUGGCCCGAGUCCUGGCCUGCUACCACAGGAUCACUCGGCCUGCAGCCAAAGAGAAGGGUCUGACGGUGCUGCUGGACAGCAGGCGCUCUCCGCCCUCCCACCUCCUCCUCUCCGCUCUGAAGCUCUUCCAGGUGUUGGCUCCCGGCGGUCUGGGGUCGGUGCUGGUCCUGGUGGAGGAGCAGCAGCAGCAGGAGUCGCCGCCUCACACACUGGAGGGAGCGGAGGUCCACACCGUGCGGGGAACCGCCGUCCUCCAGCAGUUCGUGGACAAGCAGCAGCUGCCUGCGGAGACGGACGGAGACUUCGGCCACUGUCACUCGGACUGGCUGGCCUUCAGACUGAGUUUGGAGAGUCUAACGGAGCGCUGCGAGAGCGCCCUCUCUCUGCUGGGCGAGGCGCUGCAGUCCAUGGAAGCCGAGCCGAUGCCAGACAACAUCAAGGCUGUUCCCCAGAGCAUCGACAAGCACAGGCAGCUGAUGGCCGGCGUGCUGGCCGACCAGCGGCUGACGGAACCGCAGCAGAGGGGCGGGGCCUGGCUGGCAGGGCUGGCCAAUAGCGCUUCAGGACUGGCGCAGAAGUCACCAGACUGCAGGGCCGCCCUCGCCGCGGCGUCUCAGCUCUACGACAGCGUGGACGACGCCCUGCACCGGCUGGUCCGGGUGUCCAACCAGAGGGGCCGCGACCUGGACGCUCUGGGACGCCUGGCGCGGCUGGUGGACAGGCUGGAGAAGUGCGAUAAAGAGAUCGAGCAGGUCCAGGCGCAGCUGGAGGACUACAAGGACCCUCCGCUCUCCCUCAGCAGACUCUCCCUCAAGCAGCAGAAGUUUAAGACUUUCAAAGAAACGGCCAACGAUCUCCACAGCGAGACGCUGUCGGUGCUCAGUGAUCUGGAGGGCUGGUGCGAGCUGGACUGGGCGGGUCUGAGCGACGUUCAGAUCCGACUCCCUCCGGUCAGAGAGAAGCUGCGGGACAUGUCCCACUGUCUGUCUGACUGCUGGACCACGCUGGACAACACCCAGAGGCUGCUGUCCACCUUAACCGAGGCCACCCAGUGGUGCGACGCCGUCUCCACCUCCUCCUCCUCGCCCUCCCCGUCCUCCACCACAUGCCCCCUGGCCUCCCUCCCCCCCAUCCCGCCGUCGCGCUUCCAGGACGCUCGCUCUUUGGCCAUGGAGCUGGGCGGCGGCUCGCUGCUGGACCUCUGGACUCAGACGGUGGAGCGGUACCAGCGCACCGUGGCGCAGGUCAAGCCGCGGUUCCUCCAGUCCGACAGGACUCAGAACGCGGGCCAGGCCAAGCCCAAGACGCCCUCGGCCAGCAGCGUGUGGGACCUGAUGGGUCCCGAGGGGGAGGGCGACUGGGGGCUGGGGGCGGCGGACGCAGGGAUGCAGUCCUGGGGGUCCCUGGCCUCGCUGUUCAGGCCGCAGACCUGCUCCACGCUGAAGAUCGGAGACGGGAACAAGAAAGACGGAGCAGGGGGAGGAAACGGAGGAGGCGGAGCCGGAGGAGGGAAGUUCCUGCACAACCUGCUGAAUCCUGCAAAGAAGAGCCCCACGGACGCCGCCGUCCCCAGCAAGCCGCCGAGGAAGCGCCACCCGAGCUUCGACCUGCAGGCCCUGCUGGCCCCCCGCCGCGGCACGGCCACGCCCAAGCCCGAGUCCCCGGUGGGCGGGGCCAGCCGCAGCUCGCCCAUGUCCUGGCUGGGCCGCCGGGCGCUGGCCGACCCCGUGAUCGCCACCGGCAUGUCGGCGGCCGUGCCCGGGUGGGGCGGCGGCGGCGGGGGCGGAGGCGGAGGCGGAGGCGGCGUUCUUAUCAGAGGAGUGGAGGUCAGCAGCAAGGAGGUGGUGGACCACACGGGGUCGCCACGGCAACACGUCCUGCUGGGGAGGACGGAGAGGGAGACGGGGACGGACAGAGGCGGCUCCACUGCACAGAGUAAACUGUACCUGCUCUGGUGUCGCAUGCUGAGCUCGGAGCGGCAGUACGUGGCCGUGCUGAGGGGCGUGGAGGAGACCUUCCUGCCCCUGCUGGAGCUGUCCGACACCCCGGCCUCCAUCCGGGGCAAGGCGGAGGCCAUCUUCCCAAACUGGGCCAGCCUGUGCACCUUCCACUCGCAGGACCUGCUUCCGGCCAUGGAGGGCGCCCUCGUGCAGAGUCUGCUGCAACAGGACUGCUUCAGCAAAUAUCGGGAGCAGUUCCUGCAGUAUUCGCACUACAUCAGGACCAAACCGGAGCUGGACUCACCGCUGGUCACUGCGGCUGCCGACUUCUUUAAGUCCAAGCUCCCCCAGGCCUCCCCGCUCUCCCCCAUGGCGUUCCCCCACUGCCUGCAGGCCCCCGUCCAGCGGCUGGAGCAGUACUGCGAGGCCCUGGAGGAGCUGGGGGGCAUCAACCCCGCCUCCGACUCCGCCCUCUCCAUCCUGAGACACGCCCAGCGCCACGGCGAGGACCUCCGGGCCAGCGACCUCAUCGUGGGAUGUCCGAUUCCCGCGGCGGAGCGUGGCGAGCUGGUGCGGCACGGCGAGCUGACGGUGUGCGGCGGUGCCCGGAGGAAGCGGGCGGGCGUGAGGAGCGUCUUCCUGUAUCAGCACGUCGUCGUUUUCACCAAACAGAAGAGUCCGAGCCCGGGACGCACCGCCUACAACUACAAGCACAGCAUCAAGAUGAGUGAGAUGGGCCUGACGCAGAGCGUCGGCGAGGACGGGGUGAAGUUCGAGGUCUGGGUCCGACAAGCUCCGCGGAUCAAAGACUGCAUCACGCUGCAAGCUCAGAGCAAGGAGGACAAGGAGGCCUGGACUCACGACGUGGCCCAUCUGCUGUGGACGCACGCCAUCAACAACACAGAGCUGUGUCUGAAGGAGUCCCUCUGCAUGGGCAUUUCCAGUAAACUUCUUCUGGAUGCUACCGGAGCUCCCAUCUCAGAGCUGGACUCCAUCUACAGCCUGAGUGACAGAGUCCACAGCAGCUGCUCGGACUCCUCCUCCGUGGGCAGCCAGAAGGAGGGGGGAUCCCCGGCGUCUGGGAGGGACCCCCGGAGAAGUUCAGGAUCCACCAGCUACUCGCAGAGUCACUCUCCCUCCACGGCUGUGUGACUGUCAUCUCAACAAGGAAACUGGACCAUAUUGAAGCUUUUAAAACAUCUCUCUGGGAGCCAAACUGGACUUUGAAGAGCAAGAAGACAAGGAAAAAAAAAAAAAAAAGAAAAACCAGAAACCAGAGAGAGACCUCCUCAUAAUAAAUAAAAUGCCAGCAGAUUAAACCAAACAGCGCAGCGCCGCGUCCCCCCCCCCCCUCCAAAGAAAAGCUGCAUCCAAAAAAGAAGAAGAAGGAGAAAAAAAAAAAAGGAUCAAAACUGCUCUGUUUACACAAAUGACAAGCACCAGCAGGGCUCUCCGUGCGCCGCCAUUUUGGAUCUGCCAGUCUCAGUUGCUGGCAGAGUCAUUGACACCGAAGGCACUUGAGCCACACAGUGCGGCCAUUGUCUGGCCCGCAGCUCCCCACUAGGCCAAACCACUUGGUCUGAACCACUGACUGCCCGGCUUGGCCGGCCGCGCGCGUCACAUGCCCCAGCAUCUGAUAAUAAACAGGAAGUAAUAUGCGGGGCGUAAAUCCACCGCAGGAUUGCAGAUUUAGAAUGUAUUAUGUACUUUGUCAUUUUCAUAACGCUGAACGGAGUACUGUAGGCUUUGUUUUUUUUUUUCUCUUUCUUUCCUCCUUCACUUUCCCCCUGCCUGUGUAAAAAUGCGUAGCAAUAGGCUAGGUGUGAUUGCAUCUAUGUAAAUUAGGCAAGGGUGGCGUGAGCACACACACACACACACACACACACACACACACACACACACACACACACAGACAGGCACACACAAUGUCCCUGAACGCAUGCAGUCACUCUUAUUGUUAUAAGACAAUGGCGCUCUGUUCACAUUCACGCGGCGGCCGGUUCAGAGCCUGGCACAGCGGCCAAAUCAGCCAAGGUUACAUCUGAACCGCAGCCAUGGAGAAGACAAGGGACAAACGCCGCCACGCCCGACUGCUACACUCUCUCCACAAGUGUUACUUCAAGCUAUCAGUAUUGUUUUUAUUAACAGUGGCGAGGAUUUAUAGACAGAAUGUAUUUAAUCUUCUUUAUAACUUAUAUAAGCGACAUCCUGGUGCCUUAAAAUGUUCCUCAGUGUACCGACCAAGGACUUAAUGCAAUACUUUGUUGUUGUUGUUGUUGUUUUUUUUUUUUAUCAAUCAUAGGACGCCAUAUUCGCUAUGCCAAAGGUAUAGAAUGGGCGUCUGUGCAAUGUUCCAAAGAGAUGUUGUGAAGCGUGAUUGAAACGUGGUCUCCAUCAAAUGGAGAGGAGUGGAUCUGUGUUUAUUAAUCCUUCUGCCAGAACACAUCAGCCCCACGGGAUUAUUGUUAAAGAGGGUUUUCAGUUGAAAUCAGACUGUUGACUCAAAUAAUCUUAAAAUACAUGUGUGUAAAUUUCAGUGUUUUGGCUUCAGUUUUGAACAAGAUCUUCCCCAAAUGUUGAAACUGGAUAAGAAAGUGAUUCUGAAUGGUGAAUAUAAAACCAAAAAGCACAGGAAAUAAGAGGAAGUGGCCCAAAAACUGGCUAAUUAACACAAUCUGUUGCUUGUAUGUUUAACGCGUACAUAAUAAACUUCACCUCGCAGUAAAAUCUUUUACCUUGGAAACUGAAAAGCACAUUUUUUAAAAGCUUACAUCGGCUAAUUAGACGUUUCAGGAAAUGCGUUUUCAUCCGUUCAACUUUUUUUUUUUUUUUUUCGUCUCGUUCUCCUGGAUGCAGAGUCUGAAAUGAUUCCUCGGGAAUCCACAGAUGUUCAUCUGAUUCUAACUGUCACAUCAGAGUUGCGACAAAUCUUCGAGGCCAGUCCUACUGAAUGCAGAUCAAAGGUCAAAACUCAGACGGUUUGGUUCCUUUGAGUCCGAGAAGAAAACAUCUUUUACAUCAUGAAUGAAAGUUAACACAGAAACAAGUCAUUCCCAUCGGACUCUGCUCUCCACGUUUCAACAGGCGCUCUGAACGUCACAUUAUUUUUGGACGAACUGCCGCGGUGAGCACAUUCCUGCAGCUAAGGUCAGCUUCACCCGCCGCUAAGUUGCGUCUUUGUGUUCACCAUGCAGAGUCUUAUCAAUCUUAUGUAACUAGCAGCAGGAACAUGAAAAAAAAAAAAAGAGAGCAAGGGGAGAUAUUGUGCCUCAAAACUAUUGGAUAAAAAUAACUUCUCUCCUACUCGCUUGUGAGUCCAUUAAUAGAAAUGUUAAGCUACACUGCUGGGUUUUUUUUUUUUGUUUUUUUUUUAACACUCUCAGAAGUUACAUGUAUACAGAAAGACGCUGGAGAAGGUGUUGUUCACACGAUGGCAGAAAAACCCAUAAAUGUGCAUCAAACAAUGUGAUGCUCGAGGUACAAUCUGAGAUCUGCAGGUGAGGCGAGCCGGCGGCGGCGGGAGGUCGAGACGCCGUUAUCAGAUUUAGCACGUUUCAUAUCUGCAUCCAAAUUCA
Salarias fasciatus (jewelled blenny) is the source of this 7885-nucleotide messenger RNA. It is a transcript of the gene arhgef40, whose product is annotated as Rho guanine nucleotide exchange factor (GEF) 40. NCBI's taxonomy places the organism in Eukaryota, Metazoa, Chordata, Actinopteri, Blenniiformes, Blenniidae. Gene Ontology annotation, molecular function: guanyl-nucleotide exchange factor activity. The coding region runs from base 222 to 5462 and encodes 1746 amino acids. The transcript has 27 exons. The record is from RefSeq and is a predicted model, not a curated record.